AGCACAGCCACAAGAAACCAGCCACACGGCUACAUUGACUCCGGGCGGACCACUAACAUGAACACAACCAAUUCUCCAACUCCACCCUACCUGGGAUCAGCAACACAGCAGAGCGGUUCACCUGGGCUACAUGGCUCAUGGCAGUGUUCCUGGCUUCACUUAUAGGGGACACCACCAUACUAAUCGCUUCAAUCAAGUACCAGGCCUUCAAACUUCAUCCUGUUAUCGUGAUAUUUAUACAGCACAUUGCAGUCUGUGAUCUUAUCAUGUCGCUGGUGGUCGUGAUGACUCAAAGCGUUUCUUUGAUAGCUGGUAAAUGGGUCUUUGGACCAGGAGUUUGUUAUGUGAGACCCUACAUCAGUUUCUACUGCACUGCAUUAAGCUUGCUACUGAUAUGUGCUAUGACUGUGAUUAAACUGAUUAUCGUGAAGAACCCUCAGAAAUCUAAAUGUUGGUCGGGAAAACAUGCCCACACACUUUGUGCGGUACUAUGGACUUUGUCACUUUAUGCUCCAGCAACAUUCCUUCUGAUAGAUAGCGGAGAUGUUCAUUAUGAUAACAGAUUGUACACCUGCUUCUAUACCUUCACAUCUACUGAGUGGAACUUGCUGAGACCCAUUAGUUUGAUAAUAUUCUCCCUAAUACCUACCCUCAUCACCAUCACAGCGUCAGCUCUAUUGAUAAAACACUUGUUGUUCGCUAGAAAAGUAGCCCGACUCUCACAAAGCCAUGCUCCCUGGCAGGGUAUCGUUACAGUGGUUCUCACAGCUGCAGUUUACUGCCUGUCUUUCCUGCCUAUUUCUGCCUAUUUAGUGGUGAAACCCUUAGUGAAGGACGAACUGUCACGUGUUUAUAUCUCCAGAGUUACAGAUACUUUGAAGUAUCUUAAUGUUGUGGCGAAUAUCUUCAUAUACACUCUUACUGUCGGGAGUUUUAGGGCCUUCUUAAGAACAAGAAUGCAGAUGGCAGCUGUCUUUAUUUCGCGUUUCUUCUCUAAAAAUGGACAAUCAGACGCAGUAUCGCAAACAGAAAACCCCCGAGGAUCAGGAUGAACUCAGAACACUCACCAAACUGAGUGUUGAUUCUCUGCCAUGAGCUGACUGUAGCAUGACGGCUAUCAAGAGCACAGGGACACGAUCACAAAUUUUAUAAAGUAACAAAUUUGGAUAUGAUUUGAUACGUCAUUUAAAUUUUAAUAUUAAUCUAUUAUAUCAUUGAGUUUCAAAGAAAUCUUUUCGGCUUGGAAAUUAGUAAAUAGAUCAUUUGUGCGCUCAGGCUUUAAAUUUGGCCAACACCAUUAUUUAAAUUUGAGAACAUGUACAAUCGUAAUAUAACGUGACUACUUAUUCAUUAAAUUGCAUCUAAAGAUGUCUCCGUAAGACUAAUAUAAUAAGAGAAAUUCUGAAAUACAAUGAUGAUAGUUGUAGUCGUAGAACUAAAUAUGAGUUUUCAUGGCAUUUGCUCGAAAUCUGCUCGAAAAAAGUCACAAGAACAAAAGAUAUCCAGCUAUGAAAUCCUCAAAUACGGGUCAAAUUUGAUUAUAUACAAUAAAUAUGAAGUUUUUGGAAAAAUUAAGCCAUGCCUAACUUAGUUUGAAGGUGCUAAAAACUCUAAUUAGCGCUAAAAACAUUAGACGUCCACCACCUGCCAGGUUAACCCGGCUGCACCAUCAGAGUAUAAAUACACCCUACUCCUCAACUAAUCCACCACUAUUCGACACAUCAUCUCAACAUGAAGGUUCUCAUUUUCCUGACUCUAGCUGGCCUCGCCGCUGCUAUCGACUACGAGCAAGUACUCCAGUCUCCUGGAGAACUCAAGAAUCUGUUCAAUGAGUUUAAUGUUAAGUUUGGCAAGGCUUUCUCUCCCUCUGAGGGACCCAUGAGAAUGAGGCUGUUCAGGAACGAUCUGAAGCAGAUUGUCAGACUCAACAAGGAACACGAGUGGGUCUCAGGAAUCAACCAGUUCACAGCCAUGACAGUUGCUGAGAAAGAACAACACCUCGGAUUGAACAUCUCCCUCUCUGCCCCCGCCUCGGAGGAGAAACUUGCCCACUGCCCCCACUGCCCUAGAGCUUCUGCCAAGGACUGGAGGAAGGAAGGCAAGGUUGCUGCUGUUAAGAACCAAGGUGGAUGUGGAUCUUGCUGGGCUUUCUCUGCUGUCGGAGCUGUUGAAACCAACUAUGCUAUCCAGACAGGAAAAAGGAAGCAGUUCGCUGAGCAAGAGUACCUAGACUGUACCUACAGCAGCAGCAGAGACGGAUGCAAGGGAGGAUGGUACCACGAAGCUUGGGCCUACUCUGCUAAGGCCGGACGUCUUGCAACUCUGGCUGCUGCACCCUACAAGGCUAGAGACGGAUCUUGCUCUUACGACCGAGUUCACAACGGAUUCAUGGCUGCCAAAAUUACUGGAUCCAGAGUAGUAUCCAAGGGAGAGGGAAGCAUGAUCAGUGCUCUGAACUCUGGUGCUGUGUCUGUUGCUUACGAGGUCACUGAUGAGUUCUUCAAGUACCAAGAGGGAAUCAUCCGUGAUAACACUUGUAAAAGUUGGGCUAACCAUGCUGUCACAGCUGUUGGGUACACACACUCGGCAAUGAUCGUCAAGAACUCUUGGGGUGCCUGGGGAAUGAGCGGAUAUUUCUACACCGCAAGAGGACAUCACGGUUGUCAGAUCUACAACCACGGAAAUGUACCUACCUGGAAAUCAACAGGCAAGACAGACACUGAUGCUGACUACGUCCCUGUUGAAGAUGAAGACUGCAAGGGAACUAACGCUGAUGGCUGUCCCUGUGGAACAGUGAGGUGCAGCAGCGGAACCUGCAAACACGCUCACAUGUGCCACUAAAGAAUCUGAUAGAAGAAAUUCAAUGUGCCAAUGAAUUGUUUGAUGUGAAACUUUAAACUUCCCAUUAUUAAAUUUAAUAA
Molecule: messenger RNA, 2921 nt
Organism: Bolinopsis microptera
Lineage: Eukaryota; Metazoa; Ctenophora; Tentaculata; Lobata; Bolinopsidae
Exons: 6
Coding region: 1732-2841 (369 amino acids)
Cellular component (GO): lysosome
Molecular function (GO): cysteine-type endopeptidase activity
Source: RefSeq, a predicted model, not a curated record